AUGUGUCAAAGAACGAUUUGUCAGGACUGUGGCAAGUUUACUUGGACAGGUUGCGGUCUCCAUAUCACAGAAGUACUAGCAGGCCUGUCCCUUGAACAGAUCUGUUCCUGUGAUGAUGAUCGUGAUAGUGAGCAUCCUUGGACCACUCUGGCAGAUCAAACAACAACGGCUGUUACAUCUUCGACUUCUUCUUCUUCCCAAGAAGCACGGACUGAUCCUGUUGGUCAUUGUCCUAAUCCCUCUCCAAUCGAAUACCGGCUGUCCAAGAUUUCAGCAGCAACUGCAGAGGUUGCUCCCAGUAGAAUGGCUCAACAAGCUGCUGCAUUAGAGGAGCUACGCCGAAUUAAACAAGAGAAAGAACGAGAACUCAAAGAGGCCAAUGAAGGAGCACUUCAGAAACUUAUACAUGGCCUUUCUGAUGUUAAAGAAGAUGUCAUUACUGACUGA
This is a messenger RNA of Lobosporangium transversale, 447 nucleotides long. RefSeq lists its product as hypothetical. The record is from RefSeq and is a predicted model, not a curated record. The coding region runs from base 1 to 447 and encodes 148 amino acids. Lineage: Eukaryota; Fungi; Mortierellomycota; Mortierellomycetes; Mortierellales; Mortierellaceae. The transcript has 2 exons.